UCUUGGAAGAAAAUGACCACAAAGGUGGUUUAUUUCACGGUGGGUGGAAAGCCCGAACAGGCUGAGUUCUCGUCGGAUUUUCCAGUUGAUGAAAUCAAAGGUGGGCUUUCGUUUUGUUUAUGUAAGCACUUAGAUCGUAUUCUAUUGAGUUGACCCAGCUUUGCUUCACUGAAAAGAUUUAGCGGUUGUUUUACCGGCAGUGUGGGUCUCAGGAAAUGUUCUUUUGCUGUGGGCAAUAAUAUAAUAUUUACACUACAAGCCUCUGUACUGUCUGUGUGCAUCCACUUCACAAUCUUUCAUGUAUAAGAUAUGGUAUCUUCGUUCGAGUAUUUGCGAUUUAUUUGCCUGUUGGUUCUUUUACAGAGUUGUUUCGCUGCGCGGCCGAAGCCGGGCCAUAUGACAUUCUAAAACUCUACAACACGAAAGGAAAUAUUGUAAACAUCUCUCCGACUAUUCAAGAAAACACGCCAGAAACAAGAUAUCAAUUGGAAGUUGUCGCUGCGAAUUGUGCAAGCUGUGGGUUUUGUGGUAAUUUUGAUCUUGUCUUUUUUUAAAUUACGAAUAAAAAUCUCUGUAGGUUAGUGACGUAAUUGCUGGGUCAUUAUCCAGUUUUUAUUUCCCGCUGUUUUGGCUAUAGAUCUCGAAUACUUCUUGUUGUUUUGUUUUUAUUGAGGUAUAAACAACUUAGCUAUGAUUUCUCACCUUCUGUAACGAACCAUGUAGGGCUAUAAUUGCUGGAAACUUUGUUUGGAAAUAGUACUAUAGCUUGAAAAAAUAUCUGUCAUUCUUAAUAUUACAAGCAUGUCUCACUUUCUAGUGAUAUUGAGUGAUUGAUAUAAUAAUGCCAUCUGCCGGUACCAAAACUGAAGAAGAAGACGAAAGCAGUUCAAUACGCAGUUAUUAUUUGUGCGCGAUUGUUUAUCUCAAGUGGAAUCUUUUCUCAAGCUUACGUGCAUGUGUGAGGAAAGUUGAAGUUGUGAGGAAUUAAAAAAUAUUGCUCCCAAAGGUCGGCUCUUCAUUCAUUAUAUAAUUAAGCUUAUAGACUUCCCAUUUAUUUAAUUUUGGCGAUAAAAAACACAGGUGUCCAUUGUCAAAUAUUCCAUAGCAGAUUUGUGUUGGCCUAAAUUCGACCUUGAUACGUGUAGAUGGAAGCACUCCACUGAAAGGCGUUCGUUUCAUCGACUGAUAAGAUUAAUUGAAAAAAUGUAAAUAAACAGAAAAGCAAUGUUCGAGUGAGAAAUUUCAAAGAACACCGCGGCUAAUAUCUGUCAGAUCAAGUCUCGUGAUAAUUACACAUACGAUAUAUUUUACUUCAAUAUUUAAUUCCUGAAAUGUAUCAUGCAGAUGUAAUCCUAUUCGGAAGAAUGGUGCAGCGUUCGGGAAAGAAUUCUUAUAAUGAAUGAGUGUGCACUAAUGAUGCCAAUUUUCAAUAGUUCGACUUAGAUUCUAAUUUAACGUCGUUUUUCAUUCAGUUGACCAAGCUUUGAGAAUUUGCAUGUCAUUUCUCGCCAAAAUUGUUCCAGGUAUAAUUGAUUAGAGCAUGCUAUAAAAGCUUUGUUGCCUGGGAAACAAAUUAUAAAGUCAACUAACUCUUUUAAAAGCCAUGUGCAAAUUGACAAGUGGCGUGAAAAUAAUAGUCUUCUUUUGUUACCAUUGAUAUUUUCUUCUUUCUCCAAGAAACCUUUCUUAAUAAAGUGCUUACAGCACCUGAUAAGAGAAAUAUGUUAUUUUAAGGUAAAGGCCUAAUUACUCCAUUUUGCCCCCAACUGGCCUCAUAACAAUAUGAUUUUUGUUUUUGCUCUGAUAAUGAAAAAUUAUUGAAAUGUGUAAAUCCCUGUUUGAAUGUUCUCAUUAAAAACCUAAUCUCAUACCUUCUUGACAUCUUUUGGUAUGAGAGAGUGGUUCUGGCAUUCUUACAAAGAAAGUACUGUGUGCCUUGAACAUUGGAACACGGCCAACUCCACUAAACUAGCAUUUUUAGUGAAAUUGUCAGUAUUUAUGAACAUUGAUUCUUUAAUAGAGAAAACAGCUUGUUUCUAGCACAGUUUUUUUAAGAGGGUUACAAUCUAACAUAAGAGCCUCUUGACAUCUCUUUUACCAGUAAUUACCCAAAAAUGCACCCCUAGACAUCAGCAUUUUUGAAGUGAUAACAGUAAGGCCAUUUAUAUACAUAGAACAUAAUUCCCUUAGGAUUGCAAAUAGCUGUCAACAGGUCUUGCUAUAGGCUACAUCCCAGACAGUCUAAAUCCCUGAUAUAGACAACAAAGUCUCUUUCUCUAGGUCUGGAGCAGGGAGCAAAGAUUGAACAUUUCAUGCAUCUUAAUCUAACCAGCAUUUUUUGCAUCUAAUUUUCCCCUCAGAUUCAGAAACAGGAUGUACGCUGGAUGCAAUAGAAACAAGGUGUCUAUAACUUGAAGUAUCUUAUCUGUAAUGCCAAUCUGCAGUGGGGGGUACCCCUUAGGCACAGGGUGCUCGGCACUGAGUUAAAGAAAGAACUAGACUUGCCGAAAGGCAAAUUUAACUGGCCUGCCAUGGCGAUUUUUUGCUGAAGGGAGACAUGGGCUAAAAUAAAACCUUACCAAAUAUAAAACCCAUCUAUACAUGGGGUAGUGAUGAUCAGAAGACGAUAUAUCUAUAACUGAUCUAACCGGAAAUUCCAAACAUUAUUGUGGUUCCAUGCUCAUACAGUGUGACAGGGUCAAUUUUGGUGUUGAAAUACUUUUUAACAGUAAUUUCCUGCUUAUUAAAUAUCACAAGGAAAUAAAGUUUCAGUUUUAUUUCUGUCAGGUAUUGCAUUUAAAGCCCAUCCUAACUAUCCAAAUGAAUAUGUUUCUAUUUGACGAGGCGAUCUACAAAUAGUAUUAUAUUCCUUUCUUUCAAGGAAAGACUUUUCACACGCAGGAGUUAAAACCGUACAUGUACUUUACCUCCUCACAUUUACAGUGUACAAUGUACGUAUUCAGAACACUUUGAGUAAAAUACGGGUCGUGUACAUAAAAAGGUAUGCAUGUUAAAGUGAGCUGUGAACUUUCAAGGUUUAUCGAAACUGGCUAAUGCUACAGCUGAAUGCCAACAUCAAUCAAGCUUGUUGAAUUGGCGAUCAUGCACAAAUUUAAUGAUACAGAUACAAACAAAAGCAAAACCUCUGGGCCACAUUGAGAACAACUGUCUGCUCUAGGAUGCUAAGUCACCAAACCUUGUGCUAGUAAGUUGGUAUUUGAAGCUCCUGGUGAAGCUUUGGGUUCUCGAGGCUUUGCCGCUUAUUUGCGAUCUUGCCAAUGAGGCUAUGAGGUGACCUUCUCAAAGUUCUUGUUUUGUCAGAUGAGUCUUCUUUAUCCUAAUCCGAAUUUUAGACCUCCAAAAAAGCGCAUGUGUUGAAUUAAACUGAAAGAAAUCAGUGUUUAAACAUACUCUUCAAAGAUGCACAAACACACUUUAUGGAUCAGGCAACGCACUCUGGGUUACUAAGUUAAUAAUUGAUAGUGUUCAUUUUUGACAGAGAAAAUCCCUGGGGUGGGGGGUGGGUACUCCGUGACAUUUGCCUUAUAGGUAUUGGUCUGAAAUAGGGUCCACUUUGGAGAGCUGGAUGGCACACCCCCCACCACUAAUUCCCAGGAAUAACCCCCUGGGGAGAAAAUUGAAGGUAUAAACUGGGCCCACUGUGGGCAGCCCAGUUAAAAAUUAUUUUCAGCUUUGUACCAAUCCCAAAAACAACUUGUGAUAUCUAUUUAUAGACACUAAUUUAUUUUGGGGUGCAAGGAAUGGCACAGAAGUGAGAUCACUCGCCUCCCACCAAGGUGGCCCAUGUUAAAUCCCUGCGUUGACAGCACUUGAGCGUUGAUUUUGUUGUUGGUUCUGAUCUCCUUUGCUCUAAGAGGUUUUUCUCUGGUACUCCAGUUCUCCCCUCACCUCAAAAACCAACAUUUCCAAAUUUCAACUAGAUCUGUAAUGCACUGACACUUUUUAACAAGUUCUUCAGAACUCGUAAGUGCAUUGUGAAUUACACUAAUUCCCAGCUUAUUAAUUUUACAGGCUACAGGCUCUGGAGAGAAGUCUCAUCAUAGAGAAUGGAGAAACCUCCUCUGUUGUACAAGAUAUAAAACUGAAAGUUGAUUCUUUCAAACAGAAGUUAGAGGUUCGUGAUGAAAGGUUUUAAUGUUUUCAAAGAGUGUCAACUUUCACUUUUUGUGCUACGAAUUUCAUUGCAGGAAACAUGUACAUGUCAAACUAUGUAUACAGCUGUACAGCUGAAUUCCUUUUUAAACUACGGGUAUAAACUGGUAUGUGCCACAAAACAGGGUAUGGGUCUUGGGUCUUCCUUGUCAGGUAUCUAUUGCUUACAGGGUUCGUACAGAGUCUUGAAUUCUUGAAAACGUCUUGACAUUUGCCCAGCACUUUUCCAGAACUGGAAAAAGUCUGUAAAAUAGAGGUAAAGUCUUGAAAAAAUGGUAAAAAGCCUUGAUUUUUUUUUUAAAGCUACAACAAGUACUUCUCAACCGAAACGUUUUUUGUGUUUGUGAAAUCUUGUUCAGUCUUGCCCGCCUGUCAUGGAAAAAGCUUUGUUCUUGUGUUGUUUUUUUUAAGCUGUCUAUUGAUCACCUAUUUCAAAACCUUGAGUCUGGAAAAAGAAAUUAUUGUUUUGGAAAAAGUCCGGAGAAAAUCUUGAAUUUUGGAUCAAAAAUCUGUUCGAACCUUGUGUUUAUGUUCCAGAGAAAGAAAGCCAUGCAUCUUAGCCCUUUGCAUCCCAAGAGUGACCAACAUCAAUUUUCUCCUAACAACAUCAGCAGAUCAUCAAGAGUAAAGGUUAUGAGAAUUACUAAAUUGAUUACCAAAGGGAAAAUGCUCUGAUCUUUUAUCAAAUUCUCUCAACUAAUUCUUUAAGCAAAUGUAUGGAGAUCAGUUUUGAGAAUUUGUCUGUGGAUAUUUGGAGCUUAAAGGGUUAACAACCUUGCUUUCAUAGUCCUUACUGCAAAUUACAGAUACUAAUUUUUUUCUUUUGAUUUAUGGCCAGCAUGUUCAUGCUUGGGCUAUAAAUUGUUGAACAAAAACUUGGUCUGUAAUUUUCACUUGGUUAAUGAGAGUUAUUGUGUAUUUUUCUUUUUAUAUAGAGUGUAGAACACCUAAGUUGGUUAGGCCUUUCUAAAGAGAUGUCAAGGUACUGUGUGUACUGUUGUAAGAUAGUGGAUUUUAAAGUGAUGUAGUAUUCAUUUAUGUCAUCAUGUCAAAAGAGCCUGUGUUUUACUCUUAAACACAGGACAUAACUAUUCCUGGAGACAUACACUGCACACUGGCAAUCAAACGGCAUGCAAUUGAUUGAGCAAAUAUAAAGUUCAUUUUCGAUAGCCCGUGGCUAGAGAUUUAGCUAUCAGGCUAGUGAAUUCUAUUCUUAACUUGCCCGACAGGCAAAUGAAGUUUUUUUGGGAAUUCAAAUAACAGAAGAACUGUAAUCAGUGUUCUUCAAAAAAUUUUUUGAGGCUAGAUGAAGUGACUUUAAAGGCUGUACAUACUUGCUUGAGCUUGGCCAAAUAAAAGUAACUGACUCUCUUUUCACCUUGUCAAACCUAUCUUUGUCUGCCUUGAACUUCUGUUUUGUCUGAAAAAUUUUAAUGAUUUUUCCCAUUUUUAGUGGUACAUCUAAGAGACCAUCUUCUGAAAAACACAGUUUACGUAAAAGAUCUUCUGGAGAACUCAUUGUUGUACUUGACAAGUUCAAGAAGUUAUCGUAAGUUAAUUUUCUAGUGUGUUAUUUAGAAAAUGUUACCUACGAGCAGAGGUGUCUUUCUGGCAUGACUGUUUAAAGCGCUUUCUCAUCCAUCUACGUUUUAAUCGCAUCUUUCUUUCCUCUUUAGGAAUGCAGAACUCACUGAGCAGACCCGAAAUCUGUUAAGAAAGCCUUCAUUUGAUAACUGGUAUGGAAAAUUUAUUCGCAUUUUCAAAUUUUCUUUGGUAUAUCAGGACUUAAACAAAUCUCCGUCCUAUUUUGGGACAAGUAGCAAGUAACUUUCUUGCUUACUUUGCCAAUGGUUAAAGGCCCAGGUCAAUUAUCUUCUAAACAAAUUUGGAAAAGGAUGCAAUAGCCUUGGCAAGCAAAAUUUGAACCCUUACUUAUUUAAGAACAAGCUAAAAUUCAAUUUUCUUCAAGCCCUGUAUGUGGCAAAAUACAGGAAAUAAUGUGAUGGCUUUGUUAAAAGAAUUCCCAAGAUAACAGUUCAAAUCCAAGCGUCAUUUCAUAAGUAGAACUGGUGGAGUACCAAAUAGGAUUGUUGUUGGCACUAAAUGAUGUCUCGACAACCCGUGCAGUAAAGUCAUGGAAUUAAGACUGCAAAAUUAAUGUGAUUGACAGGUCAUGUUGACAAUGUAGUCAUCUUCAGAGUCAAAUUUAGUUGUAUCUCGUCUGUUGUUGGUUUUAAUCUCUGGUUUAACCUAAGUGUGUGAGUUUCUUUUCUGUAGGUAUUUCACGCAAAGAUUAUACACCUUUUGUCUUUUCAGGCAGUGGGAAGAUGCAGAAAUGCUGUAUUUACUUCAGCAGAUGUUUAUAGACUUAAACUUAAUGGAGAAAUUUCACAUUGAGGUAAUAAACUUGUGUAAUAAAACCUUUGUUCCGUUAGUUAUUGUAAACGACUCGUUUGAAUUUAAGUGGCAGAAAGUGAAUGGUAAUCUACUUUGAGUGGAAAGUUUCCAAGUAAUUCUUCCAGCCAAACAGGCUGUCAGGUGUCACUGCGUUCACACCGCACACGGAACCACCACAACCAUACGAAAAUUUGGACAUUUAACGAUUGAACGGUCCCAUGCAAGCAAAGUGUCUACUAGUCAAAUUUUUCAGCCGGGCGAAAAUCGUCCCGUGCUGUGUGAACACGUGCCCUUCGUUCUAAGAAUAGAACGAUUUUCGUGUGAACUUGAAAUGAAAACGCGCGAACGAAACAGAAACAACAAACGAAAGGACUUAGAGCGAUUUGAUUGGUUUGUCGAACGGUUACAAACGCGCCUGGCUUUUGGUUGGUUUAUCGAACACUCGGGUGAAAAAAACGUCAUGCCCGAGGAACUUUCUAGAAAUCAACCGAUACGUCUCCUUGACGUCAUAGUGCAACACGAUUGGCCAAUCGAACAAUGCAUUCUCCAUGUUAGGGUUUUCUUUGGCGGGGAAACGAAGAGGCUAUAUUUUGGUCUUUCCAUCCAUUGGCUGAUAAAACAAAUAACGAACACUUACCGAAACCAUUUUUCAAGGUCAUAGGAAUGAAAUCGCUCCAUGUUAAUACACGUUCUCAAAGAUAUUUCGUCUUCUGCCGUCCAGUCUUUUUCUGUAAAAAGUCAUCCAAUGUGAUACGCUCUUUUCAUGAUAGUACUGCUCAUCUUUUCGUUGUUAUUUUGUUUUUACUCAAAAAGGCUGCUUUGAAGGGAAGGCUUAUCCCGUCUAUGCUUAUUAUUCCUUAUCUGAUUCUUUCGCAGAAACCCAUCCUUCAAAACUUCUUGUUUGAAGUUUUCAGGAAUUACAAUGCAACUCCUUUCCAUAAUUUUAGACAUGCAUUCUGUGUAACACAAAUGGUAAGAAACGUCGACAUAAUUCUCCUGUUUGUCACUUCUUAAUUCUCCAGUGUGACCACUUUUCGUGACACUUCUUUCGUGACCUUUGGCUGUAACGGAGCCGUGUCACGAAAUUUAUCGGUGUGAGGAAAUAAAAACAACCGAUCAACAGUAAAAGAAGGUAUAUACAACACAGCGUAUACAAAAGAAGGCGCAGAUGGACAAACUUGAAGAAGAUUAUUAUAAAACCGACUGAAAUUUUGUUUUUGAAAACUUGUCCGGCUAACAGUUUUUCAAAGUUCAUUUUGUUUAGUUGUUUGUAAUGUUUGAUAUGUAUUAGUAAUUCAUUCGCCAGCGUUGCAAAACCUGUAAGUUCCAUUGCGAACAAGGACGUGUAAUUGACAUUAUUAAAAACUGAAUCAUUGGAUAAUGCAAUUCCAGAGCUCUGAUUGGCUUAACCAUCGUGGUAUGUGAGCCAUUAUACCAUGCUCUCCAAAUAUGGUAACUGUACGCGUCUGCACCAAAUUAAAACUAGCCUGCGUAGCAAGCGUUUCCGUUUGGUUUCGGAGCAAAAAAAGACCGUGGAAAGGGAUUUUCGGUUAUGACCCCGCGAGAACCAAAAAGCGCCAUUUUUCGCGCGGUCUUUGACUCUAGUUCCUCAUUCUUUGCUCCUAAACCGCACAGAAACGCUUGCUACGCAGGCUAAAUUAAAACUAAGCUCAAAAUCGGUUGUUUUUACAAAUAAAGUCGCGAAGAAUUCUCGAUAUUUUGUGGACGUUUUAAAUAACAAUUAUUCCACUCGCGCUUGUUGGAUAUGAGAUGAUUAUAGCCAGCGCCUCGUUGGCUAUCUACCAUCUCAUAUCCUACGUGCACUCGUGGAAUAAUUGUGAAAUAUCAACUAAAUGAACUAGACAGGCUUGAUUCAGCCCCUGUAAUCUCUGAUCACAAAGCUGCAUAACUUAAUCUUUUCGUUUCAGAUGUAUGGCUUGAUAUGGCUGACGCAAAUACCCAGCAAAGUGCGGGACUGUGAUGUUUUGGUGAUGCUGACGUCUGCUUUGUGUCAUGACUUGGAUCACCCUGGCUACAAUAAUGCCUACCAGGUAAUUUGAUCCUUUUAUACUUCACUUCUACACUGUUCAAUAGCGCGUUGAUUCCUCGUUAGCGUGCGUGCGGAACGUAUGCAAUAAGAGAAAUAGCAGGCUAGUUUCUCGUUGGUUCUUCGAUCGUAGAAAGCGCAAAAAAUCGGAGUGGCAAGGGGUAAGGCUAAUGGCCCCAAAAAAGGUUUCCCGAUUUAGUUCAAUGAUGGUCAACUACAAUUCGGGAUUUCUCGGGUAGCUAGCUGGAUUCUGAAUCAUAAUUAUGAACUAGACACGGUCAGUUUGGGACUCGGCAAGUGUUGUGGUAGUAAGCCCUUAGCCCUCGCACUCAGACGUCUCUUUCUCUAUGAAAACCUGGGCGCAAAGGAGGGCGGGAAGAAGAAAACGGGCGAGACAUCUGGCAGAUUUUUCUCCUUCCUAUGGUCCCUUGCGCUUCGUCACCAGUCACUCGUGUUUCGCGCUCGCCUCUGUGGGAAAAACAAGGCGCCGGAGGUUGCGGAGGAGGCAGACUCGCGCAUGCUUCCUUCGAAGCUUCUUGUUUCCAAGGUGAUUUGCCGCAAGAGGAUGGUGGGUUUGUAAAGGGUAACAGUUACUGACAACAGUGACUGACAGUUAUUGAACCUUGUAGAAAAAAAACUGGUUUAAAAUUUGAAAAUCAGUUCAUCAUGUUUAUAACUUUCUUUUCUUUAAGGUAAAUGCCAGAACAGAGCUUGCCAUACGAUACAACGACAUCUCCCCACUUGAAAACCACCAUUGCGCCGUGGCAUUCGACAUCAUCUCUCAGGUAAAAAAUUGGUAAAUUUGGGUAAGCGUAGCCUUACUCAGUUAGACACGGCUUUGUGUGCCAUGAUGAAGUAAAAUUGGCUUUGAAGUCUUUUAACAUGUUUUUACGAGAAAUGGUGUAAAGGAUGUCUUGUUAUGCACUUAUAGUUCUAUGUAUUCUUUUUCUCUCAUUCCAGCCCCACUGUGACAUCCUCAAAAAUGUUAGCCAAGACGUAUUCAGAACAUUCCGCGAAGGAAUGAUCAAGUGAGUUCUCAAAGACUGAAAUUGAAAACAUGUAAUAAUUAUAAAAAGCUGUAAGAUUGUUGCUGAGUCUUUUCUCUACUCAGUAGUUUUUCUCUCGAUGUUUGAAAAAAUACAAAUGUUAGAUCAAAUCAUAGCUAUUUUUUAAUGUUACGAGACAAUGAAGGUGCGUGGGAUUUGUAGCAGAGGAUUAAAUUUGAGUGCUAGACAUGCUACUAUAGGUUUAGCCUCAUUGAUCACUGAAUACCAGGCCGCUGUCCCUCCACGCUUCUUCGCCGCUAGGGCGUUGUCUCGCGCGAAACGUUCCCAGCGGCGAGGAGAGACAGCUGUAUUCGCAGGCUACUAUAGGUUAGAUGGAGACGUCAUUUAAUUUAGUUGAUUACGUCAUAAGCUGUUGGCCCUGUCUCAUUCAUCCUUCCAUGUCGGUUCGAAAUGUACGUAAAGGACCCAACCCCUAUGUCGUGGCUUCUAUACCUUUCAUGGGUUGUGUGGGGAAAGGAAUUGAUACGAGCCCGCAGUUGCGAGUUGUUGUCUUGUCCUUGUCAAAUCUGAUGAAAGUAACAAAAUUAUGUUAAAAUUAUCUGUUAAAGAGAAUUCGGUAUUAAUCUCUUUUUGCAGAUGUAUUUUGUCCACUGAUAUGGCAAGACACAAUGAGAUCCUAAACAAGUUCAAGGACAUUUUGGCUGAUGGAUUUAGCUUUGAAAACGAGGCACACAAGUCCAUGGUAAGAUAUCUUUUCGGUUGUCCUGGUUACUUGGGGACGUGAGGGAGUACAUGUAAUGGCUUUUGCCGGUAACCGGUCAAUUUGCGCGAAAGUCAUCUCGCCCGAAACCAGAGUUAUGUCGCCCGAAAUUUUAGAUAAGUCGCCCGAAAUUUUACUGAAGAGUGCAUGCAAUAUAUCUCGUAUGAGACGAAACAAGCGGGGUAACUGUGUAACAUAUCUCGUUCCUUAAGCUUUGAUGAAACGAAACAAGCGCGAUAAAUGAGUAAUAUAUCUCGUUCUUUAAGAUUUGAUGAGACGAAACAGCGGCGAUAAAGAUGUUAGGAUGUUGUUGAGAAUAAUAGGAUUUUGGGCGACAUAACUCAGCAUUUCGGGCGAGAUGACUUUCGGACGUCUUGACCGUAAACCCUUUAGCUGGAGUAAAGCAGAGUGUAUUUUGCGGUAAGGGUACGGCCUGACUCCCAUCUCUUGAUUAAUUUCUCUUUUGCAGUUAAUGCAGAUAAUGAUCAAAGUAUCGGAUGUGUCAAAUGAAGCCCGGCCGAUGGAAGUGGCUGAACCGUGGCUGGAUUGUCUCUUGCAAGAGUUCUUUAUUCAGGUUUGUAUUAGCUUUUAAUGGUAAACUUAAAGAAACGGUGUUUGGUAUUUGGAGCGGUUGAAAAUUCGUGCGUUUAGGUGUUCCGUUCACACCAACCUUAGAACCACUUUGGAGCGAUUUCCGGCGUAUGACCUUGAAAACUGGUUUCGGUAAGUGUGCGUUAUUUGUUUUAUCAGCCAAUGUAUGAAAAGAUCAAAACAUGGACUCUUCGUUUUCCCACCAAAGAACACCCUAAUAUGGAGAAGGCAUUGUUCGACUGGCCAAUCGUGUUGCAAUAUGACGUCAAAGCGAAGUAUCGGUUGAUUUCUAGAAAAGUUUUUCGGGCAUGAAGUUUUUUUACCUGAGCGUUUGCUUAACCAACCGAAAGCCACGCGCGUUUGUAUCCGUUCGGUAAACCAAUCAAAUCGCUCUAUUUCCUUUCGUUUGUUUUUUCUGUUUUGUUCGCGCGUUUUCAUUUCAAGAUCAUACAAAAAUCACUCUAUUGAACGGUCCCGUGUGAACGAAGUGUCCGGUCAAAUAUUCAGUUCAGUCGGUUGAAAAUUCGUCCUGUGCCGUGUGAACAUAGCCUUAUAAUGUACCCAGUGCCAAACGCGCGAAAGCAUUCGCAUUCAAUGUUAAACGCGGGAAAAUAUAUGUACCGUCUGCCGAACGCGGGAAAAUAUAUGCUUUGCCUGCCGAGCGCAGGAAAUUAUAUCCACUGUGUGCCAAGCGCGGGAAAAUAUAUGCACAGUCUGCAGAAUACGGGAAUAUAUAUGCAUUGUCAGCCGAGCGUGUGCCAAACGAAAACAUGCACCCAGCGCCAAAUUUGUCAAAUCUUUUUUUUUUUUCCUUCGUGUUUAGAGUGAUGUGGAGAAGCUGGAAGGCUUACCAGUAGCACCAUUCAUGGACAGAGAUAAGGUUCGGUAUUUGUUUUGUGUAAUUCUGGACCAAUCGGUUUAUUUAUUUGACUUAUUUCCUCUACUUAUUUGUUUGCCUGUUUAUUUGAUUGUUUGUAUGCCAUUUCGGCUCUUCCCUCUCGUCUGUAUGUCUCUGUGUCACUUCAGUUUUUGCUUACGUGUGGCUGGCUUUUUACAUAUUCCUUGUGUAUUUUGUCCGUCUCAGGUGACCAAGCCAUCAGCUCAGAUUGGUUUUAUUCGAUUUGUUUUGAUCCCACUAUUUGAAGCACUUGAACAACUCUUUCCAGUUUUGGAGGUACCUUAUACUCAUUUAUAUUAGUUCUUUUCCAUAUCAAUCCAGUUACAUACAAAAUCUGUCUCUGUUUAAGAAAAAUCACUAUAUUCCUGCAAUCAUACACAGAACGUGCAAAUCGCGUUGAAGUUUUUCUACGAAUACACCCAUUCGUUGAUACUAUCCCAGUAAACCCAGUGGCGCACUAAAAUAUUUCUAUCCACGGUUAAGUUUUAAAACUCUGUUAUUGCCGGCUUUUGACACGAGUACAAUUGUUAGGUAAAUUGGGCUCAUGGGUUAGGCUUUGGUAGGUGGGAUGGAUUGAUUCGCAGCACGUAAGGCAAACAAGAGUUACUUUAAGGGCCUGCUUUCAGUCGGGGAUCUUCUCCCAAACGUGUAGGCAAGAAAAUCCACACUAUUUUAUUUACUUAUUCUAGCUUUCACAAGACUGCAAACGAGGCAGGCUUGUAAAGCACUUGAGAAAUAUCUACUUAAGCUGUCUGAUCUUUUGGUCACAGCUCAACACAAUCUCCAUUGUUAUGGGGCAGGGCUACUACCAAAUAAGAGUUUGACUAGAUAGCUAGUUACUCACAAAUACUUAAGUUUCUUAGUGUUUACGUACAAGAAAUUUUAUGCAGUUUGAGUCUAUAAUCUGUGAGGGAGUCACCCUGUUCCUAAAAAGAGCUGAUUUGUCGACAAUAGCGCCCUAAUCUCUUUUUCAAAACACAGUUCCUUCCUCCAACAGUAAAAGAACCAUUCAUUGGCGCCGACUCUUUUACACAGGUAUUCAUGGCGUGCUCUUUGUUCGCUUUCCUCACCAGGAACAUCUUGUGGAGCCUGUUCGAAAAGCCUUGAAUUACUACACUCACAUGGGCAAAACAAUGGAGGAAGAACUUAAAAAAGAGCAAGUGAAAAAACACUCGAGAGAGGAGAACGAAAAGGUUACAACAUUUUCUUUCCCAACUGAUGAUAACUCACCCUCUAAUGUUGUAAUUCUUGUAGUUAGAAAUGAUUCGAAUUUUAAACUCUGUAGACAAGAGACAUAGUCUGUUUUUGUCGACCAGAAAAUUAUAGUUUCUUUGCUCUAAAGGGUGAACAGAAUAAUGCAACAUUGGGAGUUUAAACCAGUCAGCGUAGACACCUUUGGAGAAGACUGUGGUGUUAUCAGGCAAAUGAAAGUUACUGAGCACUGAGUACCUUUGAAAUUCAGUAGUUUCUUAUGUUGUGAAAGUUCGUUCAAACUUUUGGUUUGUGGAUGCAAACAUCAGAAUUACAAACCCCCACACCCUACCGUCUUAACCUCAGUUUUUUAAUAUGAUAUCGUCCACUAACAUUUCUUGCUUAUUCAGGUAGACGUGCAAGAAGAUAAACAAGAUCUGAAAAUUGGGCAUGAAGAUGGAGACUUGAGAGAGGAAAAGGCAGAAACAAUUAAAGCCUUGGAAGAGAAACCAGAAUUAUUAAUAUCAAUUAAAGAAAAAGAGGACUUACAGACCACUGAAAAGGAAAACGUAGGAGUUGUAGAGACGACGAAAGCAAAACAACAAGAAGAAAAACUAGACAACAAGGAGUCCACGAAAGACUGAAAUUGAGCCCAACGUGGGCGCGUUCCCUCUGAGCAGUGGCCCCUUUUUUGAGCCAGAAAACGGCAUUUUUGACCUCGUUCACGAUAGCACAUUUUUUGUGGCCAGUGUUUACGUAGCAAUUUUAUGGUGGAAAGUUGUUUCCCUACACGUCAGGGAUGACUCUGAAAGGCAAAAAUAUUUUCUCAUCUACACGGCCAUAAUUUAAGAAUUGUAGCCUUAAAUUUGCUCAUCGCAUCGCAAGCUUAAGUAACGUUCUAUACCUGAUUUUCUUCAUUGUCCGAAAAUACUCCAAGCGGGAUUUUACAGCGUGGAUAGUCAUUUGCCACAAAAGCGCAUUAAAGCAUCGUUGUUACAUCCUGCGCGA
Porites lobata is the source of this 14072-nucleotide messenger RNA. The record is from the annotation of a GenBank genome assembly. NCBI's taxonomy places the organism in Eukaryota, Metazoa, Cnidaria, Anthozoa, Scleractinia, Poritidae.